Molecule: messenger RNA, 2340 nt
Organism: Syngnathus typhle (broad-nosed pipefish)
Lineage: Eukaryota; Metazoa; Chordata; Actinopteri; Syngnathiformes; Syngnathidae
Gene: plppr1
Product: phospholipid phosphatase related 1
Exons: 8
Coding region: 261-1235 (324 amino acids)
Biological process (GO): phospholipid dephosphorylation; phospholipid metabolic process; signal transduction
Molecular function (GO): phosphatidate phosphatase activity
Source: RefSeq, a predicted model, not a curated record
CCCACUGCACGUCUUGUCCCCGCCCUCCGACAAAGCCCAGCAUCCGUCCUCAUCCACGCCGCGUGAUGCCCCUCGCAUCCACGCAGAGCAGCUCGUGGAAUCGUAGUAGUUGGAGUAGCAGCAGCAGCAGCAGCAAUAUAGGAGUGUUCUUCACACCUUCGCCUCCGUUCAUGGAUUCGCCUUUUUUCUGGAAUAUCGCUCCAUCCCAUCUCGAGUGAGGUGAAUCCUGAGAGGAGAGGUCUCCAGGAGGGGGAGACAAGAUGGCAUCCAACCACAUCCUACGUAGCUACUCCAUCAUUCCAUGUUUCAUCUUUGUGGAGCUGGUCAUCAUGUCAGGUACGGUGUUGCUGGCCUACUAUAUGGAGUGCACGGAUCUUUUCAGCGUGCACGUCCAGGGCUUCUUCUGUAACGACGCCGAGCUGAUGAAGCCGUACCCCGGGACGGAGGAGGCCAGCUUUGUACCCCCCCUCAUCUUGUACUGUGUGGUAGCCGCAGCUCCAACCGCUAUUAUUUUCGUCGGCGAGCUGUCCAUGUACGCCAUGAAAUCGACAAGGGAAUCUCUCCUGUCUCAGGAGAAAACCAUCGUAACUGGCGACUGUUGUUACCUCAAUCCUCUUAUUCGCCGCGUCAUACGCUUCAUCGGUGUGUUUGCAUUCGGACUCUUUGCCACAGACAUCUUCGUCAAUGCCGGCCAGGUGGUCACGGGUGGCCUCUCGCCGUACUUUCUGACAGUGUGCAAACCGAACUACACCGGCACCGAGUGCCGUUUGAACCACCAGUUUAUCAAUAAUGGUAACAUCUGUACCGGAAAUCCCAUCAUUGUCGGGAACGCCCGGCGAUCUUUUCCGUCCAAAGACGCCUCGCUGAGUGUUUACUCUGCUGUUUACCUGACGAUGUACAUCACCAGUACCAUCAAAACCAAGUCUAGCCGCUUGGCCAAGCCUGUCCUCUGUCUCGGGACUCUCUGUUCAGCCUUCCUCACCGGACUCAACCGGGUCUCAGAGUACCGGAACCAUUGUUCGGACGUGGUGGCUGGAUUCAUACUUGGAUCAGCAGUUGCACUUUUUCUGGGCGUGUGCGUGGUGAACAACUUCAAAGGCGUCCACGGCGCCACGACCAAACAGAAGAGCGAAGAUUACCGCGGCCUCCCCCUGAUGACUUUCCCUCGCGUCGAAAGUCCCCUGGAGACCCUCAGUGCACAGAACCACUCGGCAUCAAUGACGGAGGUCACAUGACUAAGGGGGCAGCACCGGGUCACGUUUGCGUCUCCGCAGCACUUCCAGACACAAUGACAAGGACGCAUGUCACGUGGCUCCGAUUGCUUACCAAAAACAAACAUAUUUGUCUCGUUCAUUCCUCCCUUCCUCAUCGGGGGGGGGGGGGACCAAAUCCACCAUGUUUGUAAUGGGCAUCGGUAUUACAAAGCAAACUCAAGCACAGAUUGUUUUCUUCAUAACAACUCAUUGCAACACGGGGCAUUUAUGUUCCUCCCAGAUGUUCUGUUUUUGAUUGGACGAGGGUGUUUUGCACAUUUUGUAUGAGCGAUCGCUGUCGAACCCAGCCUGACGAUGUUCCACACCCCUGUGUCGCAUCACGUCCCGUCAGGUGACUUCCCCCCCCGUCCCGUCCCGUCCCCACCUCAGUCUGAAAAUGUGCUAUGAAAAAAGUAGCAAUGUUGAUGUUGUCAUUCUGUGAUGUUUGUCAUUUGUACAGAAAAAAAAAGAAAGAGAUAGAAUUCUUCUUUCCAUGACGCCUGAAUAUGAAUUGACCGUGUCGGGUCGAAAUUUUGUAAAGAUUUUGGUUAAUCGAUCCUUUUGGACCUGUCUGCCUGCUGUCCACGUGUUUCGAUAUCGGUCAGACACAUCAACCACGUGUGAGACGCUACACGGUGUAUUCAUUGUUUUGCUGUUCGGAAUUUCUUCUCAGAGAGGUUCUACAUGGCGAGCCUGUGCCAGACCGCUCCAAAAUGAAAUUUUAGUCUGUACACUGUAGAAAUGUGUUUCGGAGGGUUUCUCCAAGGUCUGGCUAGCUAACGACCUUGGCUAGCUAACAACGUGAACCAGGCUAACGACCUUCUUCACCUUUCCUCCUUGAGGUAUCCCUCCCCCACCCACCAGUGGAUUGUGAUGCAAUGUUGUGACUCCAUUUCCUAUUGGAAGAAAACGCCCAGCAUGAAGAGAGAAGUCAAGAUGUUUUAUAAAUAUUCAUGAUUUGAAUGAUAACAUUGUGAUGAUACUUGCCAUUUUAUCAUAUGUUGGAAAAGAAAUGUUUUCAGUUCAAAUGCUGCAUAAUAUUUUAUUUUCUCGGUUUGUUCUCAAAUUAAAUGGUCGGUAGCAACGA